Messenger RNA from Punctularia strigosozonata HHB-11173 SS5, 687 nucleotides. RefSeq lists its product as uncharacterized. The annotation marks the transcript as partial. NCBI's taxonomy places the organism in Eukaryota, Fungi, Basidiomycota, Agaricomycetes, Corticiales, Punctulariaceae. The transcript has 2 exons. The record is from RefSeq and is a predicted model, not a curated record.
UGCGUCUCCGACUUUGCAGUCUCGUCGUAUUCUCCCAACAUUGGCAAACUCUUAGACGCACGAGAAAGAUUCAAGACAGCAACGGUAGCUGAUGCUAAGGUGCUGUUCGUUACGGCUCCGGAAACACCAGGCUACGCCGACCUACCGAAUACCCUCACAGAAGUCCAAGAGAUUAGGCAACUUCUCCCAAUUGCAGUCGACAUUCAGCAUAACGGAGCUCAUGCCACCGUGGCGGAGACGCUGGGGUGCUGUCAGCGUGCUUCAAUACUGCAUCUUGCAUGUCACGGCCAACAAGACGUCGGCGAUGCGCUGGAGAGUGGCUUUGUGCUUGAGGACGGCAAGUUGACCAUCUCCGCGCUCAUGCGACUCGACCUGCCCGAUGCCUUCUUCGCGUUCCUGAGUGCAUGCGAGAGCGCCAAGGGCGACGCAGAGCAGCCAGACGAACUGGUCAGCUUGUCCGCGGCUAUGAUGUUUGCUGGGUUUAAGUCCGUCAUCGGGACGAUGUGGUCCAUGAAUGACACUGACGGACCACUGAUCGCUAAAUGCGUGUAUCAUGCGUUAUUUGAUGGGGCAACCAAUUUGGACCCUUCUGCCAUUCCUUACGCGCUCGACGCCGCUACCACAGAGCUCAGGCGCUCGGGCCUUUCUCCGACUCGAUGGGCGACAUACAUCCACAUGGGUAUCUAG